Fragaria vesca subsp. vesca is the source of this 1308-nucleotide messenger RNA. Its product is annotated as squamosa promoter-binding-like protein 7-like. Gene Ontology annotation, cellular component: nucleus. The record is from RefSeq and is a predicted model, not a curated record. The coding region runs from base 1 to 1308 and encodes 435 amino acids. Gene Ontology annotation, molecular function: DNA binding. Lineage: Eukaryota; Viridiplantae; Streptophyta; Magnoliopsida; Rosales; Rosaceae. The transcript is spliced from 3 exons.
AUGGAAAUGUUUGGGCAGACCAUUGGCGGCAGAGCAGGUCAGAAUGGUAAUAACGCAAAUCUUGCUUGGGAUAUAUGGGAGAUGAAUAAUGGUGGUAAUAGUAAUAGUAAUGGCAACAACGAUAUAUUGUACAUGACGGCGGCAACGGCGGCCGUCACCAUCGUCGAGCCGCCUUCCGGCUCCACCGCGAGCUCCGAAGCGAGUUUGGGUCACGCGCUGAUGCACAACGACGGUGUUCAAGCAGUGGAGCAGCACUUCCAGAAUUUCUACGGUGGCGAUCAUCAUCAUCACGGUCGUCUUCAUGGGUCCCAAUACCUUCCGGAUCCGCACCUUAUGUGCUUGAAGCUGGGGAAGAGGCACUACUUUGAGGACGCUGCUCCGCCUCUGCUUGAUCAUCAUCACCGACACGUGGCGGGAUUCCCUUUGGCCAUGAAGAGAGGCAAGAACUUGUAUGGCGCUGGUGGCGGCGGCGGGGCUUCAACUUCGUCGUUGAAGGUGCCGCGGUGUCAGGUGGAGGGGUGCCAAGUGGCGCUGGUGAGCGCAAAGGAGUACCACCGGCGGCACAAAGUGUGUGAGAUGCACUCCAAGGCAUCCAAGGUAGUCGUCUUAGGGUUGGAGCAGCGUUUCUGUCAGCAAUGCAGCAGGUUUCACGUAGUGUCGGAGUUUGACGAAUCUAAGAGGAGUUGUAGGAGGAGAUUAGCUGGACAUAAUGAGCGAAGAAGGAAAUGCUCUCAUGAUUCUCUAGCCAGAGGCUCUUCUCAAGAGAAAAGACUGAUGAUGGCUGCAGCAGGGAGGUUUCCAUACCUAUCGUCAUCGCCGACAGGACGUAGUGCUCUCUCUCUUCUGUCAUCGUCCAAAAGUAGUAAUGAUUCUUGGGUGCUCUCUCCGUCUGAUCUCUCCUCAAGAUCCCGCGCUGCACUUCGUGAACUCAUUGCCGAAAACCGAGCAGCCAUCUUGGCUCGCCAGGUCAUAUCUUCUUCAGAAAGACCAAACUCAAACUGGGAGGACUCAUCAAAUUAUAAUAACCAUUCGACGCAAGACUGUGGUGACUAUCUAAGCCAGUCAUGGCCGUCUAGUUCUGUUGAAUCCCAUCACCGUCAUCAGCAGCAGCAGAUGUUUGCUGCUGAUCAGCAUAGUUGGGACAGGUUCCAUGAAAGUGGUGCACAUUUGACACUUGAUCUAAUGCAGCAGCCCCCGAGCCCGGCUUAUGAGACUUUGUUGCCUGCAAGGGAUAGUAGUACUAAGGCCGAAGAUGAGGAGUGUGACCUUUGGAAAUGGAACUCCUUCCAAGGAGCCAGUGCGGUUUAA